AUGCACGACGCUCCGGCCAUCGCCGCGGGGCUGACGCUCCCUCCCCCUCCACCGCUUCAAGACAAGCGCUGCCACGAGCCUCCACAGCAACAGCAGCAGCAGCAGCAGGAGCCGCAUCCGGCGUCGCAAUCUCCCAAGGCCCCAACGGCGGAGGAGACUGCCGCGGCCGCGGCCGCGAAGGAGCGGAAGCAGGAGCAGCGGCGGAAGCAGCGCGAUGAGGAGGGGCUCCACCUGCUGACGCUGCUGCUGCAGUGCGCGGAGGCCGUGAACGCGGACAACCUUGACGACGCGCACCAGACUGUGUUUCCAUUUUUUCUCCUUUUUCGUUCUUGA
This is a messenger RNA of Miscanthus lutarioriparius, 333 nucleotides long. Lineage: Eukaryota; Viridiplantae; Streptophyta; Magnoliopsida; Poales; Poaceae. The record is from the annotation of a GenBank genome assembly.